CUGCAGGGGAUGAGCUCAGCUGACUGUCUGCUGUUAUUAUGUCCGCGAACGGGCGCCGCCAACACCCAAACACAGUGCGGCAAAACAGGCGAGUGGCGCUCAGCUCAGCAUCGUCUCUAAUGAAGGAGUGCGCAAGAAGAAACAUGAGUCACGAAUGAGGUCUGCAGGAUGUCUUUUAAGAAGGAAACACCCCUGGCUAAUGCUGUGUUUUGGGCAGCGAGGAAGGGGAACUUGGCUCUGCUUCAGCUGCUGCUCAACAGCGGGCGUGUGGACGCAGACUGCAGAGACAGUGUAGGCCUACGGAAGCUGCAUGUCCUGGCUGCUCAGCUGCACGCUUUAACCAUAACCCACCUGUGUUUGGUACGACUGCUCUGAUGGUGGCGUCCUACAGCGGCCAUUAUGAGUGUGCCAAACAACUUAUCAUGCAAGGAGCCGACAUCAACUACCAGAGAGAGACAGGUUCUACCGCCCUGUUCUUCGCUUCCGAGCAGGGACACAAUGAUGUUGUGAAGCUCCUCUUUGAAUUUGGUGCCUCGACUGAAUUCCAGACAAAGGACGGGGGUACAGCUCUCACUGUAGCCUCUCAGUAUGGACACUCCAAGGUGGUGGAAACACUGUUGAAGAAUGGAGCCAAUGUUCACGACCAGCUAAAUGAUGGGGCCACUCCUCUGUUUCUUGCUGCACAGGAGGGUCAUGUGACUGUGAUACGUCAGCUUUUGUCAACCGGUGCCAAGGUUAACCAAUUGAGGGAGGAUGGCACCGCCGCCCUGUGGAUGGCAGCUCAGAUGGGUCACAGUGAGGUGGUGAGGGUGCUACUCUUACGUGGUGCAGAUCGGGAUGCUGACAGAGAUGGAUCUACAGCAUUAUUCAAAGCAGCUUUAAAAGGCCACAACAGCGUCAUUGAGGAACUUCUCAAGUUUUCUCCUUCAGUCGGUCUCCUCAAGAAUGGCUCUACUGCCCUACAUGCUGCUGUUAUGAGUGGAAAUCUUCGAACUGUUCUGCUGCUGCUUGAGGCCAACGCAGACCCCACAGUACCCAACAAGAAUAAUGAGCUCCCUGCGGAUCUUACGAAGAACGACCGCAUCCUAAAAAUGUUACAUCCAAAAAUCUCAAAUGGAGACAGCUGAUGAACAACCAAACCACUACCUUCAUGCCUGUCUGUACUUCACUGGUGAUGUGUGCUGAGUGGGGAAAUUAAACAACAAUACAGUGUCAAACAUAUUCAACCACAACAUGUACUGUACAUGGUUUUUGCUUUUGAUUGCAACUGAAAUGACUCUGUCAUAUUGAAUAAAGGUGGACUAAAUCUAGAGCAAAAAGGGCAACCAAAAUGCAUUUGUCUGCCAUGUGCAUCAUCUUCUUCACUCUGUUUAAUUCUACAGUAUAUGCAUUUAUUUUUGUUAACCCCAUGUGUUGUAAGAUUUAUAGAUAUUUUGCACACUUUUUAUUUGCCUUUUUAAUAGAUGUAAUAAAAUGUAAGUUUGUUAUUCAA
Messenger RNA from Eleginops maclovinus (Patagonian blennie), 1492 nucleotides. It is a transcript of the gene ankrd29, whose product is annotated as ankyrin repeat domain 29. The transcript is spliced from 10 exons. The coding region runs from base 375 to 1127 and encodes 250 amino acids. Gene Ontology annotation, molecular function: protein binding. NCBI's taxonomy places the organism in Eukaryota, Metazoa, Chordata, Actinopteri, Perciformes, Eleginopidae. The record is from RefSeq and is a predicted model, not a curated record.